CUGGGCGGGGUGGCAGACUGCGGAGGGGCGCUCGGCCAUCGGCCCCCGGCCCCCGGCCCCCGGCCCCCAGCCGCCGGCCCCGAGGAGCAGACCCAGAAGCUAGGCAGGCCUGUCCCGUCUCCAGUGGAACGGGAAGAGCCGUGAAGGUCCCAGCCGGGGUCCCCGCUCAUGGAGGAGAAAGGAGCGGCGGAGCGAAGCGAGGAUGUCGAGGAAGGAGCCGGCACGCGGGUCGCCUCGCCCGGCCUCUCAGAGAUCCGGCCCUGCCCGGCCCCCGAGCCGGUGAGGGGCCGAGGGGGCCGCGGGCCGAUGGCGCGCUCCCGACGCGAAGCCGGCGGCGGCGGCCCCAGAGGGUGGCAGAAAGUCCUCUACGAGCGGCAGCCCUUCCCCGAUAACUACGUGGACCAGAGGUUCCUGGAAGAGCUGCGGAAGAACGUCUCCGCCCGGAAGUACCGGUACUGGGCAGUGGUGUUCGAGUCGGGCGUGGUGAUCCAGCAGCUCUGCAGCGUCUGCGUCUUCGUCGUCAUCUGGUGGUACAUGGACGAGGGCCUGCUGGCCCCGCAGUGGCUCUUUGGGGCCGGGCUGGCCUCCUCCCUGCUGGGCUACGUCUUGUUCGACCUGAUCGACGGCGGCGCCGGGCGGCGGGAGAGCGGGCGCACCCGCUGGGCCGACCUGAAGAGCGCGCUGGUGUUCGUCGCCUUCACCUACGGCUUCUCCCCGGUGCUGAAGACCCUCACCGAGUCCGUGAGCACCGACACCAUCUACGCCAUGUCGGUCUUCAUGCUCCUCGGCCACCUCAUCUUCUUCGACUACGGCGCCAACGCCGCCAUCGUGUCCAGCACCCUGUCCCUGAACAUGGCCAUCUUUGCCUCCGUCUGCCUGGCCUCCCGGCUGCCCCGCUCGCUGCACGCCUUCGUCAUGGUGACGUUCGCCAUCCAGAUCUUCGCCCUGUGGCCCAUGCUGCAGAAGAAGCUGAAGGCCCGCGCGCCCCCGGCCUACGUGGCGCUCACCUUGCUCUUUGCCCUCUCGUCCUCGGCCGGCCUGCUGACCAUCAGCGCCGUGGGGGCCGUCCUCUUUGCCCUCUUCCUACUUGCCAUCUCCUGCCUCUGCCCUUAUUACCUCAUCCGCCUGCAGCUCUUCAAAGAAAACAUUCACGGACCGUGGGACGAGGCCGAGAUCAAAGAAGACCUGUCCAGGUUCCUCACCUAGACGGGCUGAGGGGGAGGGGAAAGGGGAAGAGGAGGUGGUCGGUGAUGGGGAGGAGGCCGGGAAGCCACAGGGAGAGAUGUCAACGGAGGCGACGGACCAAAGAAGGAAACAGAAAGGGGUUGAGAAAGGGAGCGGUGGCCCGGCGGCGUUGUGGGGGAAGUGGGGGAAGACCUGCCCUUUCCACCACAGGGCACCAAACCCUUCCGGCUGCUCUCUCCUUGGGUUUUCAAGUUUGCUUGGGCGAAUAAAGACAUGCGGUUUGCAUGAAAGAUAUCACA
Ornithorhynchus anatinus (platypus) is the source of this 1484-nucleotide messenger RNA. It is a transcript of the gene PIGC, whose product is annotated as phosphatidylinositol glycan anchor biosynthesis class C. The transcript has 2 exons. Gene Ontology annotation, cellular component: membrane; glycosylphosphatidylinositol-N-acetylglucosaminyltransferase (GPI-GnT) complex. NCBI's taxonomy places the organism in Eukaryota, Metazoa, Chordata, Mammalia, Monotremata, Ornithorhynchidae. Bases 169 to 1206 code for a protein of 345 amino acids. Gene Ontology annotation, biological process: GPI anchor biosynthetic process. The record is from RefSeq and is a predicted model, not a curated record.